UGACCAAUUCCCAGGAACCUCCUCAAACACACAGGAUCUGCAAGUUAGCUACUUAUAAUGGGAGAACUUCAAAAAAUUCUUGAUAGUGGAGAAUAUCUUCCCUUGAGAUCAGUUCCAGUAUUUGAGAGCAGCUUUAUUCAGGUCAACAGAAGAAGUGAAGCGGUUUACCUUCAUAAUCGGCCCAACUAUGUGACAGUGGGUGUCUGUGUCUCCAGCCCAAGUCUGUCAUUGCCAAAUGUGAUGCUGCUCGCACACACAGUCCCUGUAUCCUCCAAGGAAAGCAUUUCAACGUACGCAUCAUGUCCACAGUCUUCAUAUUCAGAGGAUGAGCUAGUCCUCACCAGGUUCUUACCCUUGAAAUGUGUGAAAAUUUCUGUUCACUCUGUUCAGAGGAAACGCAUCAAAUUAAAGCUGGUGAACGGCCGUGUCUACUACUUAGAGCUCUCUGGUCCACCACAGAAACAGGCAUUCCUUUUCUGUCAAUGGAUACGACUGAUCAGUCUAUUGAAAACUAAGACUUCUGACUCUGCUAUUCUAUUUAAAAAUUUUGACAUGCAGGAGGAACAGAAAACUAUCAGCAACACAUCAUGGAAAAGAAACAAUCAAGAACAGCCUGUCUGGGACCAAGAAAAGAGACAUGAGCCAGAGAAAGUACAAAUCCUAAAACACACAUCUUCGAAGCAAGUCACCGUUUCAGGAACUGUGGGUCCUAUUGAACAAGUUGGAAAGAGCAGCGUCCAGGGAGCAGUUUCUUCCUACACCUUCAUUGGAAAAUCCAGCGUGAGCUCAGAGAAACAAAACAAGCAACAUCAAGAAUUAAGGAAGAAGAGUGUCACCAAGAAGAAAUCGUGGGAACGAGAGCCUUUUUCUCAUUCAGAAAAAAGAUUACAGACUUCAGGUAUGAAUUAA
This is a messenger RNA of Euleptes europaea (tarantolino), 909 nucleotides long. It is a transcript of the gene GARIN2, whose product is annotated as golgi associated RAB2 interactor family member 2. The transcript has 5 exons. The record is from RefSeq and is a predicted model, not a curated record. Gene Ontology annotation, cellular component: nucleus. NCBI's taxonomy places the organism in Eukaryota, Metazoa, Chordata, Lepidosauria, Squamata, Sphaerodactylidae. The coding region runs from base 58 to 909 and encodes 283 amino acids.